AUGUCCAAUAUAACAGUAUUAGGCGUAGUAGCUGCUGCUGCAGCUAUUCCAUUGGUGGCCAACACAUUAGGAAACAUUAUUGGCAAUACGAUAAAUAGGCUCAGAGAGCGGCGAGGAACUCCUCCACGACCACCUCGAGGAAUACCUCUGGAAGAAAUGAGAACCAAUGCCCAACAAGCGCUGAAUAUGAAUAUAGAAAAUUACAUCAAUUUUGCAUUUUGCGGAUCACAAAAUUCUGGAAAAUCGACAUUGAUUAAUUAUUUACGAGAAAUCGAUGACACAGGUGUAUACAACAAUAAUGAAUUAGACGCAGCACGCGUCGGUGAGACACAAACAACACGAGAAACAAGAGCUUAUGGCUUUAUCGAAGGUCACGAUCUGGACUUUGUACGCUUUUGGGAUCAUGCAGGGUGUGGUACUUUCGAUCAUCCAACAGAAGAUUAUUUCGAACAAAAUCUUUUGUAUGCAUUCGAUUGUAUUCUCUUAGUUACCGCUUCUGGCUUGGGUGAAUAUGAAAGAACAAUACUUGAAGAUGCUCGAAGAUUUGAAACUGAUGUUGUCAUCGUCAUUAACAAGGCUGACGAGAGAGUACAAUCCAAACUAAGAAGACGGCCACGUCAUCUUGGUCCACCCGAUGCAAAUGCUCGCAAAUUAAUCAUUCAAGAAACAAUCAACGAAGCAAAGGCAAGUAUUACUGAAGACUUGCGUAACAUCCAACAGGAACAAGUUCCAGUAUUUGUUGUAUCGGCUCAUAAAUGGCGAGAUUAUCAAUUCAGUCAUAGUGAAGAAGACAAAGAUUUGAGCAUGGAAAUUGUACCAAUGAUAGAGUACAUAUUGACUGCUGCAUUUCGUCGUCGAGCACCAUAA
This is a messenger RNA of Adineta ricciae, 867 nucleotides long. Lineage: Eukaryota; Metazoa; Rotifera; Eurotatoria; Adinetida; Adinetidae. The record is from the annotation of a GenBank genome assembly.